Molecule: messenger RNA, 1173 nt
Organism: Quercus lobata
Lineage: Eukaryota; Viridiplantae; Streptophyta; Magnoliopsida; Fagales; Fagaceae
Exons: 8
Coding region: 1-1173 (390 amino acids)
Biological process (GO): transposition
Source: RefSeq, a predicted model, not a curated record
AUGGCAAAGAAAAGUAAGAAGCGAGCUAUAAAACAAGCAAGAGAUAAAGGUGAUAGUGGUAGUCAAUCACAAAUUACACCUUCAUCAUCUGAGUCACCAACUAAUGAAGCACUUGCUUCUUCUAAUAGUGUGAUUAAUGGGGGUAGCGAAGGAUCUACUGUACAAAAGAAAAGAGGUCGGGGAAAGGCUAAGGGUGUUUAUCCAGGUCAUAACCGCAAGUGUGAGAUACAUGACAGAAGAUUCAUAGAAAAGAAAAUACCCCAAGAGAUUACUAUUAAGUUCCACCAAAACAUUACUGGGCCAUGGACAACUUUUUCAGAAUACCCUAAAGAACAACUGAAUAUGCUUUAUGAGUUAUACAAAGAAGCAAAAUUUGAGACAAAUGACUUAGUUCUUGAGAGGGAGGUAUUUGAUGAGCAUGUCAAACGACGCUAUCCUGAUUGGAUGUGGCACCUUAGGAAACACUGUGUAACAAAUAAAAUUCCUCAAAAAGAAUGGUACAAGCAUCCCCAUGAUGAUGUAACUCCAACUAUUUGGAAAGAGAUGUGCAACAAAUGGAAUAAUGGCAAGUGGCAGGAAAAGAGUGAUAGAAACAAAAGAAAUCGCAAAGAAAAUCAAGCUAUCAUUGCGACUACAGGUUCUGUACCAAUGGCUAAGCGUAGAAAAGAAUUGGAGGAGAAGAAUGGAUGUGAACCAAGUCCAAUCGAAUGUUUUAGGUCGAUGCAUAUGAAAAAGGAUGGUGUUACUUUUGCCAGUGAAAAAGCACAAAAAUUAUAUGAAAAAAUGGAUGCAAGGAAAUCAGAGGUUGCAUCUCAAGGUGAGAUUGUUAAUGAUAGUCAAAUAUUCUUUGAAGUGACUGGACCUCCUACUCGUGGUCGUGUGCUUGGCAUGGGUGUUGGUGUCAAGCCUAGAGAUGUGUAUGGCCCAAGUUCAUCUAGCCAGUGUAGAGAAAUCAAUCAAUUGAAAGAGGAAAUGCCUAGUAUGAUAAGGUUUGCUUUGGAAAAGAUGGGCUUUAAUUCUAUGCAAGAACCUGCUACACAGAUCAAUGCUGGAGAAGGAAAUCAAAAUGUGGACGAAAAUACAGAAGAUGACUCUGAGGAGGAAGAUGACUCUGAAGAAGAAGAUGACUCCGAUGGCUCUCAGAAGGAGAACACUGACUCAGAUGAUGAUUGA